AUGAAGUCGAGCCUAUUUACUCGUAAGGACAGAAUCGACGUGACGACCAGCGGCUCCUUCGAGGAAAUUAUGCCCAACAAUGAUGACUCCAGGGACCAUUGCCAUCAUCAUCAUCAUCACCAAAACCACCAUAAUAUCUUCCACCAUAGGGGAAUCCAUAGCAAUUCUAUUUCAAGCCCGGCUUCGGCUAUUGACAUCCUUCUAACCUCGCCUUCGCCAAAAUCAGCCGUAUUGGUACAUCCACCGUUACGGGGGUCCUCAAGCAGGUUAGCAGGAGAGGGAUGUCGAUCGACACCUUCCAUAGUCGGGUCCUUUUCCAGCCUGUCCACAUCAUUGGCUUCGUCCUCUUUAUUUGGAGGGUUGAUGGAAGAUGAUGCCACCAUUAUAAUCCGGUCUUCCGCUUGGUUUCUCAAGGGGCGAUCUCGGUCUUAUCAUGAUGAUGAAUUCUUUAUGCGAAUGGCAAAGGUCGCGCAAGCAGUGAUGCCACUAUUGCUUGCAUCAUCAAACAAGUUUCUUGAUUUGACAAAAAGUGCCUCCCUUUCAAUGGCAACUGAGAGGUCUAAUCCGGAGAACUCUUCAGAGCUUGCUAUUCCGCGAAAAAGGUACAGCCGAGAAUUUGAACUCUUCAUCUGCAAUAUACUCAAAAAAACCGGGCUUUCGUCUUUGGUUUUGCUGCUGGCUCUAAAAUAUAUCCAUCGCCUUCGACUUGCAUAUCCAGGAGUCUGCCCUACAUCUGGAUCCGAAUACAGACUGUUCUCUGUUGCAAUGAUUCUUGCCAACAAGUAUUUGGAGGACCGUACCUUUACAAACAAGACUUGGGCAUCUCUAACUGCGAUGCCCAUUUCGGAGGUUAAUAUUAUGGAGCGCGAGUUUUUGACAAUUCUUGACUUCAACCUCGGUGUUAAUGAGGUCGAGUUUUCGAGUUGGAUAUCCGCCAUUGAAGGCUUUUUGAAGGAGCUUGGGACCCCCUCGUGGCCGCCUGAGGAUCUAUCUGCUAUCAGCGCGCGUAGCUAA
Messenger RNA from Mitosporidium daphniae, 1014 nucleotides. RefSeq lists its product as uncharacterized. The record is from RefSeq and is a predicted model, not a curated record. The transcript has a single exon. Gene Ontology annotation, biological process: regulation of cyclin-dependent protein serine/threonine kinase activity. Bases 1 to 1014 code for a protein of 337 amino acids. Gene Ontology annotation, molecular function: cyclin-dependent protein serine/threonine kinase regulator activity; protein kinase binding. Gene Ontology annotation, cellular component: nucleus; cyclin-dependent protein kinase holoenzyme complex. Lineage: Eukaryota; Fungi; Microsporidia.